This is a messenger RNA of Capronia coronata CBS 617.96, 4203 nucleotides long. RefSeq lists its product as uncharacterized. NCBI's taxonomy places the organism in Eukaryota, Fungi, Ascomycota, Eurotiomycetes, Chaetothyriales, Herpotrichiellaceae. The coding region runs from base 1 to 4203 and encodes 1400 amino acids. The record is from RefSeq and is a predicted model, not a curated record. Gene Ontology annotation, cellular component: Ski complex. Gene Ontology annotation, molecular function: protein binding. The transcript has a single exon.
AUGGCCUCCAAGGUGGCUCUAAAGGCGGUCAAGUCUUCAUUGGACGCUGGCCAGUACGUGAAAGCGGCCGAUCAAGUCGAGGAGUUUCUGAAACAAGAUGCCAAAAACCACACAGCAUGGCUCUUUCUUGGAUUCGCAAGGGAGAAGCUGGGAGAGCUCGACGCCGCAGAGAAGGCAAUCUGCAAAGCAGCAGAACUCAAACCACAGGAUGCUCAAGCCUAUAAAGGGCUGAUCACAUUGUACGAGAAACAGGGCAGUGCUAGAUUGGACCAAUAUCAUGAUGUGGCCUUCAAGCUGGCAGAAAUCUAUGCACAGCAGGAAGACAGAGCGCAAUGUCAGAGUGUCAUUGAUAAGUAUGAACUGUUCGCAAAGAAGCAUGGUACUCGAGCUCAGUAUCGGCGAGCCCUGGAACUGAUUCUACCUACUUCACCACUUUAUCCAACACUCGAAGGCCGUGUCAUGCAACCCAACCUCACGUAUCAACGCAUUCUUGAGUCAGCAGAAGCGGAGGAGAAAGCAUGGAUCAAUACACAGAUAGGCGAAAGAAGAACACGAUUAGGGGCCAAGAUCGAUCAAGUUAUCCGUCAAGUCAAGGCAGAAGCCAUCACCAAAUUCCAGAUCGAGGAGAAAUAUGCCGCGCUAAUAGACUGGACAAGAGACGACGAUGCACGCCACGACCUUGAACAAAAGCUCUUCCAACGUAUGUUCGACAACUUACUCUUCCUUCCCAAAGAUGCCAAAGCCACUCAGCGCGACAAAGUCCUCAACAUGGCAAAUGGCAUGGUUAUCAUCAAGCUUCGCUGUCUGCUGGCCUGGAAGAUUGCUCUGGAAUGGGUGGACGCCGAAGACUUGGUGGAGUGGGACGUGAACAUCUUCCGCGAAUUCAUCGAGUACUUCCCUGAUGAUGGUUUAAGCAAGGUCCUGCGUGGAUCUCUCGAGAGCAACGCGUCACCAUUCCCGCAACCGCCUGUUGAGGAAGCCGACCAGGAUGAUGUCUCUCAGAAACUAACUGAGGCGGACCAGCUCAUCCUCAUGAAUGAAGGUCUCGAGGACUGUCCGGAGUCUCCUCUGGGUCAUCGAAUCAUGGCUUACACGUACCUACAUUUCGAGGAUUGGCAAAGCACGGUCGACUCGGCUCGCAAAGCACAGACUCUGUACAAGAACGCAGAACAACAAUACGCUUUGGACCUGCAGAACAGUCUCGACGGUGUUAAUCUAAUACUAGCCAAGGCUCUGAUCACUUUCCAAUCCCCGCGCCACCACCCCGAAGCAAAAGGCUUGUUCCAAAAUAUCCUCGAGCGAAAGCCCAAACUCACCGCUGCCCUGUUAGGUAUAGGCUUGAUCUUUGAGGAGGACGAAGAUUAUGCGGAAGCUAUCAAGUUCUUACAACAAGCUGCAGACCGCGAUCCUGAUAAUGUCAGGAUCAAGCUCGAGCUAGCCUGGUGCAGAGCUCAGAAUGGAGAACUUGAGGAAGGUCUUGAUGAAUUGCAAGAGGUGCUGUCCGAACUCGAGUCGCAGAAGAGUCAGGAUCUGCCCAUGAAGUCGGUCGCGCUUUAUCGCAUCGCCUACUGUAUGUGGCACAUCAACACCUCCGCUGCGGCGCGAAAAGACAAGGCCGGCCCAUACCAAUAUCUAAUUGCCGCUGUCAAGGCAAACCCCAGCUAUGCUCCAGCAUAUACUCUGCUAGGGAUCUACUUCCAGGACUAUGGCAAGAGCAAGCAGCGGGCCCGGGUGGCAUUACAAAAGGCCUUUGAACUAUCCACCUCCGAACUGGAAGCAGCACACAGACUGGCCCAAACGUUUGCGGACAGCGGAGAGUGGGAUCUUGUCGAACUUGUCGCCCAGCGAGUGGUUGCAUCAGGAAAAGCCAGGCCUGCUCCGGGUUCGAAGAAGAAAGCUUACAGCUGGCCGUAUGCUGCACUGGGCGUGGUACAGAUGAACAAACAGCACUAUUCACAGAGCAUAGUAUCCUUCCAGGCCGCCCUACGGAUCACACCAGAUGAUUACUAUUCUUGGGUUGGUCUGGGUGAAAGUUACCACAAUGCCGGGCGUCAUGUUGCUGCCACCAAAGCAUUUGCGAAAGCCGAGAUCAUUGGCCAUGCCCUGCCACCUGAGGAAACCUGGUUCGCCAAAUACAUGCUUGCCAAUGUCCAGCGGGAGAUGGGCUUCUUCGACGAAGCAAUCGUAGCAUACAAAGACGUCCUCGUCCUCAAACCGGGCGAGUUUGGCGUUCUGAUUUCAUUGCUGCAAACUAUUUCCGAAAGUGCUUGGGCAAAGGUCGGGCUAGGAAUGUACGGCGAGGCUGUGAGGCUUGCGAAACAGGCCCUCGAGGUUGCAGCUGAGAUCGCCCGGGACAGGAAGGACUUCUUUAACCUCUGGAAGGCCGUUGGUGAUUCUUGUUCUGUCCUUGGUCAUAUGAAGCUCCACGCCGCUGCAAAUGAUCUCCAGACGGUUGUCGGGUUACUCGAAACCACAGACGAUGCUGAAUUGAGUGUUUUGGCAGACGUGGACAAGGCCAGCGUCGAACAACUGAAGGCUAAUGAAGACGACACCCCCUCCAGUAUUGCUGAUAGAUGGCUUCUUGCUGCCGUUCUCGCGCACAAACGAGCCAUCCACGCCUCCUCGACCGAUCCUCACGCCCAAGCCGUGUCAUGGUACAAUCUCGGUUGGGCAGAGUAUGACGCAUACAUUUCUGGCGGCGAGGUGGUCAAGACCAAGGGAAAGAAGCCUCAUAGACUCCUCAAAGCAGCAAUGAAGUGCUUCAAGAAAGCCAUAGAACUGGAGGCCGGCAAUUCCGAGUUUUGGAACGCCCUCGGCGUCGUCACCAUGACACUCAACCCCAAGGUAUCACAGCACUCGUUCGUCCGAAGUCUGCAUCUCAGCGAACACAAUUCGAGGGCAUGGACAAACCUCGGAGUGCUGUAUUUGAUCAACAAUGACAGCCAACUUGCCAACGAGGCCUUCACUAGGGCGCAGUCCGAAGACCCGGAAUACGCAGACGCGUGGAUUGGGCAAGGCCUGCUGGCAAUGCUGUUCGGAAACCUUCAAGAAGCAAGAGGCCUGUUCAUGCACGCGUUCGAUAUCGCAGAUGGUUCGGUCCUGCCGGCAAGACGGCAUUACGCUCUGUCUGCUUUCGACCAUCUGCUCAAAGAUCCCGCGCGGUCCCAGGAAGUCAGCGCUCUUUUGCAACCACUGUUUGCCAUGCGCCAAUACCACACUCAACAACCUUCUGACAUGAUCGCCACUCAUCUGCUGGCGCAGUUUGCCGAACGAGUUGGGGACCAUGAGACCAGCGCCGAAACCUUGGUAGAGGUGUGCAAUGCCGCCGAGCAGGAAUACGAAACCUCCGAGUCGAACGAAUACUUGGUUAGAUACGCCCAGGCAAAAGCAGAUCUCGCUCGUGCGCAACUGGCGUGUGGCGAAUACGUUGAAGCCGUGACGAAUGCCGAGACUGCUCUGGAUCUAUCAAGCGACGCAGACGAGCUUGGUCCUGCUUACGCAGAGCCUCGACAGAAAUGGAGACUUUCCGCACAGAUAAGCGCAGGUCUUGCACACAGCCAUCUGAAGCAGACCGAGAAGUCGAUCAAGAUGUUCGAGGCGGCGCUUAAGGAGUCUAGAGGUGAGCCGGAUGUUGUGUGUAUGCUCGCACAGGUCCUGUGGGCAAAAGGCGGUCCGGCAGAAAAAGAGGCAGCACGAUCACAGCUCUUCGAUAUUGUAGAGACACACCCAGGUCACGUCCAAGCCGUGGCGCUGUUAGCUGUGACCGGCUUACUGGACGAUGACCAGGAUGUCCUAGAAGCGGUGGAAGAGGACCUGAAAGCGCUGAGACGUGGUGAUGAGGUCGGCGUGCUGGACAAGAUACGGGUCAGUAAGAUUCUGGCUGGGAUUGUCGGAUGUCGAUCACCCCAAAAUCAAGCGAGUGAUCAGCCGGCAGUCAUUGCGGAUGCUCUUAAUGGGAUCAUGCUUGCACCAGGACAGCCGCAAGGCUGGCUCGAACUUGCACAGACUGUUGGAAGCGAUGGCGGGCGGGACUAUGCUGCGGAGAUGGCUGUCCUCAAUGCUGAGAGACAGAUCCCUCCUGGUGGGAAGCUGUCGGCGACCGAUCUGGCCAGAGCGUAUGAAGGGACUGGUACGCCCGAGGAUCUUCUUAAGGCGAAGAUGCUCGCGCCAUGGCGGUUAACGAUCGCUGCGGAAGCCGCAUAA